AUGAGGUAUGCACCUCCUAUUUGGCUUGCUAAACAUAUUUCGUACAAUCCAGAAUUCUUUCCUGGUAUGUGCCUAAGAUUAAAAGAAUCGCGUGCAGUUAUAAUUGUCUUCACAACAGGAAAAUGUAUUAUUACUGGAGCAAGAUCAGAAGAAGAAAUUUAUUUAACUCAAGAUAAAAUAUAUAAUUCAAUUUCAGCAUUUUUAAAGAAAUCAAUCAAAAAAUGCUUGCAUUAAUUUCAGUUCUUAAUUCCAUCAAUAGUUCACCAAGUUUGUUCUCUCCCUCCCAAAUACUUGGAUCAUUGAGAAUAGGACUUUUUGGACUCAAUCCAUUACUCCAAUAUAAAUUUGAGUCGGAAGCAUGAGUAAUAAGGCCAUCUCCUGUUGCACGUAAUUGGUUUAAAAGCUGAGUAUUCUGUGUGAAUUUAGCCCAUAAACCUGUGUACAUAAUCUGGAAUAU
Messenger RNA from Meloidogyne enterolobii, 457 nucleotides. NCBI's taxonomy places the organism in Eukaryota, Metazoa, Nematoda, Chromadorea, Rhabditida, Meloidogynidae. The record is from the annotation of a GenBank genome assembly.